CUGGGCUGUUUCUCUGUAGGUUGAACGAGCAGACUUUAGUCAGAAAGGGAAACAUCACGCUGCGCUUUAUUUAGGAAAAAAUGGAAAACAUUACUCGACGUUUACUGCAGCGGGUCGUCAGACGGUUCCCGAGCCAGACGUUGAGAGCCACGCUGGAUAAGUGGGAGCGUCUGUCGGAGGCCCAGCGGCGGUCUCUGGACCUCUCCAAGACCAAAUGGGCGUUGACGGAGAAACUGCUCUCUAUCUGCGAGGAAAAUGAACUCACAAUCAAACACAUCACAGAGCUGGAAAUGAUGCAUGUCAUUGACAAUCCCAACCAGGGCAUGUGGUAUGCUUUCCAGCUCCUGGAUCCUAAAGAUGACGCUCAUUCUGUUGAUCUGACACAGUUCAAGCAGCAGUUUAAAUGCCAUCUCAGUCAGCUCAUGCGACAUGUCUCGAUCAAAAUAAAGAAGCACACAGACGAAGCCGUAUGGAUCCGGAUUGCAUGGGGAGACGCCUUGAGUCGUCCCGACCACCUCAAGCCAACUUAUGUUGUUUAUUAUCUUCAAAGCUCUCAUGUGUUUAUGACCAGCCUCAAUUCAAAGCUCAAGCCUCUGUUGUCCCAGGCCCUGGUUCUCUCCACCCGGCAUCGAGGUAUGAAGGAUGCCAACCUCAGUGGGAGGAAUCUCACGGCCAUCACAGACCUCCUGAUGAAGCGAUACCAACAAGUUUUUCCCACCAAGUAUCCAACUCCUCUUGCAGAAAAAAAUGAAAUUGAGUCACACCCACAUAUUGAAAGAGAACAGGCUGGGGCUGCAGCAAAGAGACAACAGAUGGCCUGUGAGGCAUUUGGCGGUGGAGUCUUACCUCAGCUACAGUCUGCAGUUUACAAGCUUGAAACAAGAUUCAAAGAUCACACCAACAAGAUCAUGACGGAGCGGGAGGAGCCGUUCAGAUGCGUUGUUAAAUUUUCCAGCGUGAACCUGUUGGAGUCCCUCAGACACUGUGCAUCCUCAGGGAUUGCCUCCACCCCUGUCACACCGCUACUUUCAUCGGUCCCUUUAAAAGGAAGGAACUCUUUUGUGAUCACAGACAACGGCCGUAGUCCCUCCUCACAAACGCAGCAGUCACAGAAGUGAUAGUAGAGCCUCCGUUAAAAGGUCUCUGCAGUGGGAUUAUUUGCUGCCUCUGCUAACCCGAGUCUGUCUACCACUCUGUCAUUGAUCUACUUCUUUUAGUAGUUUGGAAAUGUCGAAGUCAAACUUCCUUCAUGUUGUCUUCAACCUUUCUAAACCUCCAGAGCUAAUCGUGUUAGUGUUGGCUGUUUAUGAAGAGCAAGAUUCUUUUAUAGAUAUAGUGUUAUUGGUUUGUGUUUCACUUUCCCAUAUAUUUAUUAUCCCUUCUUGUUCAGUUUUUAUUUUUCUAAGCUUUACAAAGCUGCACCUUGCAGUCAUAGCUAGGAGUGAAGUAUCAGCUCACACAUUGACGUUGCAUGUGUUUAAUUAAACAUUAAUUUUGCAUCUCUUAUCUGGACAUUAAAACUAAAAGUAUUUGAUUCAGAUUUUACAAGCUUUUUACAAUA
Salarias fasciatus (jewelled blenny) is the source of this 1561-nucleotide messenger RNA. It is a transcript of the gene cenpn, whose product is annotated as centromere protein N. Lineage: Eukaryota; Metazoa; Chordata; Actinopteri; Blenniiformes; Blenniidae. Gene Ontology annotation, cellular component: nucleoplasm. The record is from RefSeq and is a predicted model, not a curated record. The coding region runs from base 81 to 1118 and encodes 345 amino acids. The transcript has 10 exons. Gene Ontology annotation, biological process: CENP-A containing chromatin assembly; chromosome segregation.